Molecule: messenger RNA, 1352 nt
Organism: Notechis scutatus (mainland tiger snake)
Lineage: Eukaryota; Metazoa; Chordata; Lepidosauria; Squamata; Elapidae
Source: RefSeq, a predicted model, not a curated record
GUCCGGCGCUCUGCGGGGAAAAAAGGGACCGCUCCGCCGCACCGACCCGGGGCGAAAGCCGGGAAAGAACGAGCCGUCGGGGCGCGCUUUGCCAGAGCCCGGGUUGCCUCCGCUGCCAGCCGCGGGGCUCUUCGGGAGGGGUCCGGGAAACCCACCGCUGGAUCGGAUCCGGGACGCUUCGACGAGGAAGCAACCCGAGCACAGAAGGCGAGAUCUUUCCCGGGGCCUCCGCCCGCGCCGACGGAGGAGGAAGAGAUCGCGGCGCCCGCGGGCGGCAGGGAAGCCUCGGAGGGCAUGUAGAGCCCGGCUGGGGGUUGCAGACGUGGCUCCGCUUUUCCCCUCGUGAUGGGAGGGGGUUUGAGCUAGCUCCGAGCUCUCCCCGUGGUCUCCCUUCCUCCCGCUGGCCGAGGGAAGGUCCAUGCUCCUGGACCCGAUGAGGCCGGGAGGGCGCCAUGGAGCCACUGAAAAGCAUGUUCCGGAAAGCCCCUCUGGUGGGCGGCUGGGGUCCAGCCGGCCCCCGAGUCGGGGCUCCCACCACUUACGCCAACCCGGUCUGGACGGCGUUGUUUGACUACGAGGCCGCCAGCACGGACGAGCUGACCCUGCGGAAAGGGGACUUGGUGGAAGUCCUGUCCUGGGACUCGGCCAUCUCCGGCGACGAAGGCUGGUGGGCCGGGAAGCUGAACGACCGGGUGGGCAUCUUCCCUUCGAAUUACGUCUCGCCCAAGACGGGGGCCUACGCACCGCCAGGCGGGGACCCCCCUGAGGCCGACUUUCGGGACCUGACGCUGGAGGAGGUGAUUGGGGUGGGCGGCUUUGGGAAGGUGUACCGGGGCAGCUGGCGGGGGCAGUUGGUAGCCGUCAAGGCGGCCCGCCAGGACCCGGACGAGGACAUCAGCACCACGGCCGAGCGCGUUCGCCAGGAGGCCCGCCUCUUCGCCAUGCUGAAGCACGCCAACAUCAUCGCCCUGAAGGCCGUCUGCCUCCAGGGGCCCAACCUGUGUUUGGUGAUGGAGUACGCGGCCGGAGGGCCGCUCAGCCGGAUGCUGGCCGGACGCCGCAUCCCGCCACACAUCCUCAUCAACUGGGCCGUCCAGAUCGCGCAGGGCAUGGAGUACCUUCACUGUGGGGCCAUCGUGCCCGUCAUCCACCGGGACCUGAAAUCCAACAACAUUUCCAGAUUUCUCCGAUCUACCUGGGGUUCCUUGAAGGGGUCCCUUGAAAUGUUGGGUAUGGCCAGUAUGAUCCCCUAUCCUGAUCCUGAAGUUUGCCACCAGCUGAUGACUCAACCUGACCCGAGUGGCCACAAGGAGGAAGUGACGGCCAUGGCCGCCUUGCGUUUCCUCUCGUAA